This is a messenger RNA of Caenorhabditis angaria, 5955 nucleotides long. Lineage: Eukaryota; Metazoa; Nematoda; Chromadorea; Rhabditida; Rhabditidae. The record is from the annotation of a GenBank genome assembly.
AUGAGUUUUGAAGUAGGCCAGCGGGUCGAAACAGGUAGGUCUGUCUAGAUAAUAUAAAACUUACUGAAAAUUUCAGCGACAACUGGAAAAGGAACAGUUGCGUUUGUUGGAAAUACUCAGUUCAGUGAUGGUGAAUGGAUUGGAAUUAUUUUGGAUGAACCAAAAGGAAAGAAUAACGGAACUGUGCAAAAUGUCGAAUAUUUCACAUGCGAACCUAAUUUCGGGCUUUUCACCAGGCCAGCACAGUUGAAACAUGAUGGAGCGAUGAAAAAACCAGGAUUGAGGCCACCUGGUAGUUCUUCUGUAGCUGCAAGAAAAGACUCGGUGAUGAAUAGAAGUGGAACGAGUUCGAAAGGAAGUUCUCCUGGCAUUUCGCCAGCAGUUUCGACAGAAAGACUUCCGAACAAAAGUGGAAUGGGACCUAGAAGUAUGAGCAAAUUAGCAGAUCCCGGAGAGGUGAGAAACUUCUAAUUAAUUCACUCAAAUUUUGUGAAAAUCACAAUAUCUAUAAAAACCUAGAAAAAACAACACAUUUCUAGACGAUUUUCUCCAUAAAAAUCGUUAUAAUUUUUCCCCAACAAAAAUUUCUAGCGAAAAUCCUCAAUUCAACAACAAAAAUCGUCAAAAUCACCAGCACCACCAACGGUAAAAAAAACCCCACAUUUUUUGUUGUAAUAUCGCAUUUUCUUCCUUAUUUCCUUGCCCAGCUCACCAGAAAGCUUUCUAACAAAAAAAUUCAAGAGUUUUUGAUAUCAGUUAGUCGAAAUGUUGACCUAAAUCAUCAUUUUGGCUUUCUGAAUGGCUCUAGAAAUUUAUGAAAAAUUUAUUGAAAACAAGCUUUUUUAACCAGUUCCUAUUAUUGGAAGAAAUACCUAAUCCAGCUUUAUUUUUUAAAUGAAUAUCUUGAAGUUCUAGCCUAUUUUCCUAUGCCUUUUCCCCUAAAAAAAUGCACGAAAAACCCGGCGCAUUCAGAACUCUGCUUGCUUAUUGUCAUGUGUUUUCGUUUUUGUUUGCAGUCCCGAAUGUCGCGUGAAUGGUCGAAUUUGUCACAAUCCUCAGUAGCAUCAACACGAUCCGGAAUUCCAACGAAACCCAGAGUUUGUCUAACUUUUUUAUUUUUUCUUAGCCUGAGUCUAAGCCUAAAAAAUCUAAAUCGAAAAAUCACCGAAUUUCAUUCAGCAAUCCAUGGCUCCGCCGCCAGAUCGUCGUCAAUCUUUGGCUCCUGCCAAAAAGCCUUCUGUUGUUCAGCCACCAAAACCUGCGCCAAUUCAGACCCAAGCCGAAGAUUCACCUUUGCCGCCACCAAUUGGAAUGACGGAUAGUGGAACUGAAUUAGGAACUGAAACUGUGUUAUCAAGAGCCAAGAAAAUUGACGAGGUUUGCAUUUUUUAUGGAAAGAAAGUGUAGAAAUUAUGAUAAUUUUUUGAGAAAAAACCCCUUGAUUUUUUAGACGGCUCCGUCAGCUCCUCAAACUCCAGUUACAACAACUCCAGCGACUUCAAAAAUCGAUAAUUCAGCAGAAUUGGAAUAUUUGAGACAAGAAGUCAAAGAUCUCAAUGAAAAAUUGGAAAAUACUCGAGCGAAAAGGAAAGAUGAUCAUGCUAAAUUGUUGGAAUUCGAAAGAAUAUCGAUUGAAGUUCGAACAUUACAAGAAGUCAAAAAUCGAUUGAAUGAUCGAGUUGUGGAAUUGGAAAAACAAUUGUUGGGUGAGCUAUUUAUUCUGAAGAGCGAAAAUUGUCGUUUUGUGGAAAAAUCGUGUUUCUUUUUUACAUUUUUCAUAUCAAAACUCUGAUUUUGUUACUUAUUUAUUCAUAAAAUUUUCAGAUGAACGAAAAGCAGCCGAAGAUCUCAAAGCUUGGCAUGAAAACAACAAAGAUUCGAUUUCGGAACAUCAAGAAAUGAUGGAAAUGGCAACGAUUGAAAAAGAAUUAGCCGAAGAAAAAGCCGAUGGAUUGUAUCAUGAAAAUCUGGAAUUGAAGGAGAAAAUUGAGACGAUGGAAGCGGAAUUGGAGAUUUUGAAAGAAGAAAUGGGAAGUAGUGGAGGUAAGAAGAUAAUUCGACGCUUUUUUAUACCAAAAUAAAAAAAAAUAAAUUUCAGGCGCCGCUCAAGCCGGAAACAGUGUUCAAAUGAAGGCAAUCGAAACACAAAACGAAAAAUUGAAAGAUGCAUUGAUCAAGUGAGACAUUUUUAGCUGAAAAUCGGGAAAAUUUUGGCAAUUUUUAAUUUUUUCAGACUCCGAGAUUUGAGCCAACAAGCAACUACUGAUCGUCAAAAAGCGGUUGAAGAAUGUGAAAGAAUUCGACAAGAAAAUUCAGAAUUAGUUCGAGUUGCUGAAUUGCUUAAACGACAAGCUGAAAUUGCAGAAUCGAAAAUUGCGGGAUUCCAGGAGCAGGUAGGUUGAUCGCGAAAUUUUCAUCAAACAUUUUUGGGGAAAAAAAAUAAUCUAGACCACAUUUUCCUUGCGAGCCUCUCACACUUUUCAAAAAAUGUUUCAGCUCGAAUUUUCGCAAUGUUGGGAAGAGGUAUUUUUCCGCAAUGUUGUGAAGUUUAUCUGCUAAAAUUAUCUGUCGCUGAAAAUAUUUGCAAUUUUCCAAAUUUAAAAAAUGCUAUUCUUUCUGAUAUUCGAAUCCCAAAAUAAAUUACAGAUUGAUGCUGCAAUGGGAGCCGAAGAAAUGGUAACACAAUUGACGAACAAGAAUUUCGAUAUGGAGGAGAAGAUUGCGUGAGUUUUUUUUUGUGCAAGAAAAAAGUUCGGGAAAAAACUUCACAAAAAAAAUUACUUCACUUUUUUUAUCGCCAUUUAAAAAAAUUACCCAAUUAUGUUUUGUUGCAGAAAACUCGAAGAAGCCAUCGAAUUCAUGGAAGAAGCUCGAGAUUUAGACGAACAAUUAUCAGAAGUCCAAAAACAGACUGAAAAAGAUUUGUUGAAGGAAAUUGAAGAUUUCAAAAUGAAACAGCAUGAGGUAAGGAUUUUCAUUUUUUUUUUGAAAUGUUCAAUCAAAAAUUGAUAAUUUUAGCUGAAUGGUCGGAUUCGAGACGAACAAAAACAUGCUUUCGAAUUAUCGCAAACUAUUUUGAAAUUCCGUGAAAGAAUGGCUGGAUUGAACUCAUCGAUUCAGGAUCAAAAAGAUCAAAUUUUGCAAAUGGAAGAGGAAUUGCACGGCCAUAAAAAUGAGAAUUUGGAUAAGUCGAGCAUGGUUACACAAUUGCAACAAUCUUCAAUGAGAAACUUUUCCGAGGUUAGUUUUUUGUGCAAAAAUUUGGUUUGAAAUGUGCAAAUAAAACGUAGACUUUCUAUAGUAAUCCACAGAAUAUUUGAUACUAAAAAGCGUCAAAUUCAAUUCAUUUGAAAUUUUGCAGGCUGUCGAACGUCAAAUCAAUGCAAUUGAACUCGAAUAUUCACGAAAAUUGGCCGGAUAUUUGAAAGCAUUUUUGCCGGAUAAUUUCGCCAAAAUUGGCGGUGAAAACGAUUCGAUUCAAAUGGUUGUCAUGUUUUCGAGAUUAUCGGCCAAAUCGCGACUUUUUGCCAAAUUGAGCGGUGAUGCUGUAAGUUGGUUUCGAGCGAGAAUUUAUAAACAAUUAAUUGUUGAAAUUAAAAUAAAAUCUAAUUUCAGUAUCCCCAAGUUCCUGGUGGAAUGCGACGGGAACACGUCACAAAAUCGCAUAAAGGUGAACAAUGGGCUCAUUGUGCCAGAGUUAACUAUUUGUCUUAUUCUUUGACUGCCGUUUUGGGACAAUUUGAAAGGUUAGUUUACAAUUUUCAUUCUUUGGACGCAGUUGAGUCGUAAAAUGGUCUGAAUUUCCAGUGCCGUCUCUCAAACCACCAUUGAAGUUUUGAUGAAGUUGACCGAAAUGUAUGGCGAAAUGUCGACUCACGAAAGAAGUGUCGAUCAAUAUUUGGAACUAUUGAAAACAUCGCGUUUUGAUGAGAAUACGUCGUUGGAGAAUUUCGAAAAACCAAUAGUCUAUUUCCAGGUAAAAUUUGCAGAAAAAUGAGUGCACGUUUGAGCUGGAGAAAAUUCAAAAAUCAAUCAAUUUUCAGAACGUUUUCUCACUUCACAUCAGCGGCGAUGGUUUCAAUGCGGCUCAAUGGGUUUCGGAUAUUUGCUCGUCGCUUUCAGCUGGACUUUUCUAUUGCAAAUUCAAUUUGAGACGAUUGACGUUCUUCUUGCAGGUUUGUUAUUAUUUUCCCCCCAAAAAUGGCCAAUUUCAAUUCCUUAUUUUUCUAGGAAUCCAUCCAAGCUGGUGAACUUUUCAAUCUCAUCGAAAAUUUGGGAAAUGAGCUCGCCGCAUGUGAAAAUGUUGUUCUCAAAUCGCUCAAACACAUUCCAGAUUCCUCCAAAAAAUGUCUGAAAUUGGAGUCGGAAUUCACUGAAGAAUUGUUGAAUUCUGUUGCACAACUUGAUAGAAUUUCGUCGAUUUUAAGAGAAACUUGUUCAACUGGAGCUGGUCAAAUUGGUGGAAUUACCGGUAAGUGGAUUGCUUUACUUUGAAUACCAACAAAAUCCUUAUUUGAUUUUAGAAACCGAAGGAUUUGACGAACUUCGUGUAAAAGAAAUGAUUCACGGUGUAAUCGUCAAAUAUAAUGGAUGGAUAGCAAUUGAAAAUGCUUUUGAACCAAUCCGAAAAACAAUGGGAUCAUUGAGAGAUUCGCUGGAAAAUGUGCACACCGGUUUGGAAUCUGCGAGAAUGGAAAAACCGAUUCCUGAAAAUAAGGUAGGUAUUUUUGAUUUGGAGCAAAAUGAGCCCAUAUUUUAUCGAUUUUUGCCACAAAACUAUUUGAUAAAAAAUUCAAAUUUUGCAGCCAUUCCCGCCACUUCUCGAUAGAGCACAUCAUCGAAAACAAGCAGCUACCGAAGCCGAAUCUUUGAGAUGGCAAAUGGAGAAAAAAGACAACGAAAUGUUGGAACUUCGAAAACAAAUCAAAGCACGAAUCGAAGAUGUUUCUAAUUUCAAAUUACGUCUUGAAAUGGCUGAAAGUCGAUUGAAUUCAACGAAUAAAGAAGAAGGCGAUAAAGUGAAACAAUUAGAAGAGAAAAUACAGCAAAUGGUUAAUGAUCAUAAAAGAGGACAGAUUGAAUUCGAUGAAACAAUGGAUGUUUUGAGACGUGAAAUGAAGGAGGUUGAAACUGAAAAUGCGGAGUUGAAACAAAGGGCAAAUAAAAUUAGCAAGGAGACACUUUGGAAGGUUUGAUUUUUUGAAAUUUGGAAAAUAUAUACAGAAAAAAUAGUUUCAUAGAAAAAUGUUCUAAUUUUUGCAGAAUGUCCAAAUGGAAACCCGAACCCCACUUUCUUCUCAAAAUAUCUCUGAUGAAUCAGCUUCUCGAAGUGAAGUAAUUUAUCUCGAAACUCAAUUGGGCAAACAAAUGGAAGCCAGAAAACGGGCCGAAUUGCAAGUUCGAAAACUCACCGGAAAACUCGCCGAAUCGCAACAAAAACCAGCAAUUCAAUUCGAAAAAAGUUCCCGGUCUAAUUUCUGGCCCAUUAUCGAUUUUCGAUGCUCAAAAUGAUGAAAAAGAGGGAUUGCUCAGAUUAAUCGAUAAGUUACACGAGGAAUCUUUGAGAUUGAGAAGGGAGGAGAAUAAACAUUUGGCAUAUGUUCCGAAAAAUCCAAAUUGUUCGGUUGAAACAAUGGAACGAGAAAUGGAGGAGUUCAAUGAGAAACGAGAACAGUUUUAUGACCAAUUGAACUCGGUAAGCAUUUUCACAUGAAUAUUCGAAAAAUUUGGCUUCUAAUGAAUUUCUAGCGCUAAAAAUUUCAGCAUUCAUAUAUAGUUUUCUAUUGAAUUUUCAAAAACAAAUUUCAGGUAAAUCGCCGUUUGGGCCGCGCUUGGCUUGAUGCUUGGGGACAAAAAUGUCCAUUUGAAAUUCCAUCCGAACAAUUGAAACCGGUUGGAAAAAUGACUGAAAAACAAUUUUCUGAAACUUGUAAUAAGUGGGGAAUUGUUUGGUAG